AUGCAGGGUGAUCUGAAUGACAGUCCGAGACAGUCCGAAAGUCGACCUGCACGUUCGGAAGUAGCAAAGAUUACAGCGUGUAUACCAUUCGCUGAUCACAGCCCGAGAGGUGCUCAUGAUGAACAGAAGUUGACAGCUUCCCUCUCAACCCAGGCGAAUGAGAAACGGAGUGUCUCAAGAGUAGAAUUUAUCCUCGGUCUGGAUACCCAGGAAUGGGAGAAUGGCGAGAGCAUUCAGCAUCACAUGGGCCAGUACUUACCAGCUGAACUAGAGUUUCAGGGACAAGGCACAGAGUGCAUCAGCGCAAAGCCAUCGCCAUUUGCCGGGAGUUGA
This is a messenger RNA of Letharia columbiana, 333 nucleotides long. RefSeq lists its product as uncharacterized. Lineage: Eukaryota; Fungi; Ascomycota; Lecanoromycetes; Lecanorales; Parmeliaceae. The coding region runs from base 1 to 333 and encodes 110 amino acids. The record is from RefSeq and is a predicted model, not a curated record. The transcript is spliced from 2 exons.